AUGCACGUCCUCCACACCAGCGAUGUGCCCUAUCCCAUCGUCGAGCACAUCAUCUCCCUCCUUUCUUGCUACGACGCCUAUACGUUGGCGCACGAGGAGAGGGAGCUGUCUGGGCACGAGCUGUUCCUCGGGCUGCUCAUUCUCCUGACUCCCUACUACUACCCGCUGAAGGAGAAGGAGGACGAGGACGAGCCAGACGAGCAGGACAAGUUCACGAACGAGUUCUGGUCUGAGAUCUCGGGAGUGACUUCGUUCCAUGCCAUGCACAUGCUGCAUUCGUACAUGCGUCUGGACGGUGCUCUCGGGCCACUCUAUCCGUCAGUCGGCGUUGAUAGCCUCCCGCAGAAGCAGCAUGAGCCGCUCGAGCUUCCCGAGAUCGUCUUCUAG
Cyclocybe aegerita is the source of this 387-nucleotide messenger RNA. The record is from the annotation of a GenBank genome assembly. Lineage: Eukaryota; Fungi; Basidiomycota; Agaricomycetes; Agaricales; Hemipholiotaceae.